Clarias gariepinus (North African catfish) is the source of this 922-nucleotide messenger RNA. Its product is annotated as H-2 class II histocompatibility antigen, A-Q alpha chain-like. Gene Ontology annotation, cellular component: membrane; MHC class II protein complex. NCBI's taxonomy places the organism in Eukaryota, Metazoa, Chordata, Actinopteri, Siluriformes, Clariidae. The transcript has 4 exons. The record is from RefSeq and is a predicted model, not a curated record. Gene Ontology annotation, biological process: immune response; immunoglobulin production involved in immunoglobulin-mediated immune response; antigen processing and presentation of exogenous peptide antigen via MHC class II. Bases 205 to 912 code for a protein of 235 amino acids. Gene Ontology annotation, molecular function: MHC class II protein complex binding.
GAACUCAUCAGCACGUGUGUUAUACUGUCUCAUGAGGAAACCUGACACUUCGUUAACUCUCUGCUCGACACAGCUGACGCUGAGGGAAGGAAAUGAUCUGAAUGGAUGGUUUUUCACUGACUCUUCACGUGGCUGUAACUGUAUUUGUGUAUCUGUUUCAGUGUAAGUGUGUGUGGAGUCUCUGUCCAGUGGAUUCACUUCAGGAUGAAAUUAUUUCUCGUCUUUCUCACACAGAUGUGUGUGAUGGUCACUGAAGCCCAGUUUACACACCACCAGACGGCAUUAAGCGCCUGCUCUGACACGGAUCAGGAGUAUAUGAGAGGGCUGGAUGAAGAAGAGGUGUUUUAUUCAGAUUUUAAAAAUAAAAAAGGAGUGAUUAUGCUCCCUAAAUUUUCUGGUCCGGCUGAGUUCCCCGGACUCUAUGAGUUCAGCGAGUCAGAAAUGAUCAGCUGCAAGCAAACCUUACAGCUGUGGAAAGACGAGUUCAAAGACAAGCCGGUGUCAGAGGAUGCCCCACAAAACACCAUCUAUCCCAGAGAUGAUGUUCAGCUGGGGUCAAACAACACACUCAUCUGUCACUCCACACGAUUCUUCCCUCCACCCAUCAGUGUGCGCUGGACCAAGAACAGCAUGGACGUGACCAACACAUCCACAAUCAGCCAGUACUACCCGAACAGAGACGGCACCUACAACCAGUUCUCCCACCUGACCUUCACUCCACAGGAAGGAGAUGUUUACACCUGCACGGUGGAGCACAAGGCCCUGGAGACGCCCGACACCAAGACAUGGGAGGUGCACUUUGAGAUUCCCAGUGUGGGUCCGGCUGUGUUCUGUGGAGUGGGUCUGGCUGUAGGACUGCUCGGAGUCGCUACUGGAACUUUCUUCCUCGUCAAAGGAAACAGAUGCAACUGAUGCUUCAGGU